GUUAGAAAUAAAUUCCAAGUCCUUUGCUUGUGAAAGAUGGAUCCUGAGCACAGAAAACAAGGAUUGCAGAGCAGCCACUGUCCUUAUGGUCCCCAAAGGUGGAGCAGGGAAACGCUAAUCCCUGCGCAGCCUCGUCACCAAGAGGAUUAGGCAGGAGUUCAUCUGGGCCGAGGGUUGUCACCGGGCAGGACAGGAGGCAGCGCAUGGCUGGGUGGCGAGCUGGGACAGGCACUGGCGUGUGGUGGCACCGGGCGGCUGCCACACAACCCUCCAUUGCAGAGAGCGAGGCGUCGGCUCCGGGCCUGCAGGGCCGUCCCCUCCGAGUCCUGCUCCCGGGGGUGCCAUGGGCCGGCGGCGCAGCCCCCCGGGGCCGUGGUGGGGGCGGCCCCUGCGCUCCGGGUGCUGGUGGCUGCUGUGGCUCUGCGGGACGGCGCUGCGGGGGCUGCGCUGGCUCUGGAGGCUCACCUGGGUCCUGCUGAUCUGCUACAAGAGCUGCUGGGACAGUGCCUUCCAGGUCACAGAGGAGCUCGGAACAUCUCUGCAGCUGAGGCUGGAGGGGAGCGAGGAGGAGGAGGAGGAGAAUGGGAGCUCCGAUUCUGCGCUGGAGCCUGGGCAGCCAGUGGCGCAGUGGCAGGGGCAUGGGGAUGCCAGUGAGGCCGUGCUGGAGAGGCUGGAGGGGCUGGAGGCCGACGUCCGCUUCCUCUGCACGGAGCUGGGGGCAGAGAAGCUGCUGUGGAGCAGCCGGUUCCUGGAGCUGCUGCGGGAACAACAGAGCCUUCGCCAGCGGGUGAGUGCCCCGUGGGGUCCCAGCCCCCCCAGCCCCCUCUGGCACCCCAGCCCGUCACACCCUGUCCCAGCUGCAGGAGCUGCCAUGGCAAUGGAACCGCAGCGACAGCCCCGAGCUGCUGGGGGAAGUGGAGGAUCAAAGUGCCAGUGGGAGCGAGGGAGAGAGCCCAGAAGGACACCGGUGGACAGAGCCACUGUGGCAACCACGCGGCACCACCCAGCCUGAUGGCAGGAAACAUAAGUGAAGGUGUGAGCAGGGCAUCAGCGAGUCACCAAGGAGCCACACGUCCCUCCCUGCCCAGGCUGCUCAGGACACAGGCCAGGAUGGUGCAGUCCCAGCUGUGUCGCCGUGUCCCUGUAUGUGCCUCCACCCGUCGGUGCCAGCCAGGCCUGGCCCCAUCCAGCAGAACUGCAGCCAUUCCUUAGGAGCAGGGACCAGCCGAGGGGCAGGUCCGGGUGAGCUGCUGGCCCUGGGGCUGCCCCAGGAGGAGUCACAGCCACCCCCUGCCCAGGGCCACCCCAGGGCUGACUGUGCCCUGGUGGGGCUGGCUCUGGUGGAGCCCACUGAAGAGCAUCCUCCUGAUCUACUGCACCUUGUUGGGAGGUUCCGGGAACAAGGAGUCUGCUCACCAGUGGCCGCAGACACUUUGCACAAGCUGGAGCUGCUGGAGCAAUGGAUUGCAAAACUCCCCCCUUGACUUCCUCAUGGGCCAGACCCGGCCCCUCCGUCAGCAGCUCUGCACGUGCUGCAGGGCCGGGCCAGCUCUCGUGACAGCGGCUCCCCCUCAUCCCCCAGAUGAUGAGCCCUGGGAGCUCUGGUCCCCUUCGGAGCAGGGCUGAGGGGCCUCCCCGUGCCCAGGAGUGGCUGAGCACAGAGGGGCUGUGUCCUGCCCCCCACCCCGGGGUCCCC
Molecule: messenger RNA, 1696 nt
Organism: Pipra filicauda (Wire-tailed manakin)
Lineage: Eukaryota; Metazoa; Chordata; Aves; Passeriformes; Pipridae
Exons: 6
Coding region: 344-1012 (222 amino acids)
Source: RefSeq, a predicted model, not a curated record